CACUGAUCAGCUCUAACUCUGUGGUGCUGCGGCCGGAGUAGAGCCUGACAGCUAAUAAAACAGCCGAACAGCAUGAGUUGUUCAAUCUGGUUGUAUAAACCUUGUUGUAGUUAUAGAUUAUCUAAAUAGGGUAUUAGGUUUGAUAAUUAGACUGAAGCGAGUAGACUGGCAAACUGAUAAAUAAAACAUGACUGCUAACGAAGAGCAGGAGAUGGAGUUGGAAGCUCUGAGGUCAAUUUAUGAAGGGGAUGAUUGCUUCAAAGAGCUGAGUCCCAUCUCCUUCCAGUUCAGGAUCGGAGACCUUAACGAGUCAAAAUCAUUCCUGCUGGAUGUCUCAUGGCCAGAGACGUAUCCUGAAACCGCACCUCUUAUAUCCUUAGAUGCCUUUUUCAACAACAGAAUCUCCCCAGAGACCAAGCAGGUAAUAAUCUCCAAGAUGCACGAGCAGGUGGAGGCGAACCUGGGCGGUGCCAUGAUGUACACUCUGUUUGAGUGGGCCAAAGAGAACCAGGAGAUGCUGAUGGAGAAUCACCAGCCUGUAGUGUCUGCUGUGACCCUGACUUCUAACAGCGAUGUAAACAGUCCCGUCUCCGUCCCUAAGAAAAAGGAGAAGAAAGAACAGCUCACAAAGGCACAGAAAAGGAAAAUGAUAGGAAGAACCGAUAACAAAGGUGAACUGCCCAGAGGUUGGAACUGGGUUGAUGUUAUCAAGCAUGUGAGUAUGCUUUAAAAAUUUUUUUUGGUAACAAAUAUGUACUGUUGCUCUCAUUUCUUCAUGCAUUCACACCUCCAUUAACCGUCCCACAUUCUUAAUGACUAAUCUCUGUGACAGCUGAGCAAAACAGGAGGAAAAGAGGACGGCUAAAGAAACGGCUCUUGAACAUCACAUAUUGAAGGAGAGCCUGAUGGACUGAUGGAGAAAGAAAGUCUACCGGGACUUGUUUUUAAAGAAAGUUGAAAUGAACCAUGAUUUGGAUGAACUGGUGAAGCCGUUGUUUGUUUGUGAUGCGGAGGCACAUGAGACGAGCAUAAAAUAUCCUCUGCCAAAAUAAUACCUCCAGACUAGAUUCACAGAAGUGACCGCAACAACGAGCACAUGCUGUGUAAACAAGAACGCAGUGAAGUGUUUCAGUGUGUACUGAGGGCAGACUCGCCUCCUGCGUCUUCACUACCCCAGGUUACAGGUCAACUAAGCAACCGAUUGAUUAGUAUUAAACACUCUGUGUGGACAAAAUGGCAACAUUGACAGUUUAUAGAGCUUUGUGGUUUGAGCAGGUGAACCUGAGUUUGUAUUUGUACCAGUUUUUAGCCUGUUUUUUCUCCUUUCUGUAAUUUAUUGUGCAUAUUUUUUGACACAAUAUAACAAUCUUAUGGAAGGUUUAAUACGUGUCUGUACUUAUUUUAUAUGAACAGCAAAGAGAUUGACAUCUUGUGUGUUUUAUUAAAAUGCAAGUAAUUAUGUUUUGA
Messenger RNA from Pangasianodon hypophthalmus (striped catfish), 1467 nucleotides. RefSeq names its product RWD domain containing 4 (gene rwdd4). The transcript has 7 exons. Bases 188 to 730 code for a protein of 180 amino acids. NCBI's taxonomy places the organism in Eukaryota, Metazoa, Chordata, Actinopteri, Siluriformes, Pangasiidae. Gene Ontology annotation, molecular function: protein binding. The record is from RefSeq and is a predicted model, not a curated record.